AUGAAAAUAACGUCUCAACAUAUUAAACAUAUUAAUAGAAAUUUUAAGCCAAGUUGGAAAAAUGACUUUCCAUGGCUUGAAUAUGAUGCUGAAAGGGCCACAAAUAUUAAACUUUAUGCUGUAAAGGAGCAUACUAAAACCCAAGACCAUACCGAUUCAUGUAAAAAAAAUGAAAUUUUAAAUACACCACCUGAACAUAUUAAAAGCUUGAUGAAAAUAAUUUAUUGUCUUGCUAAAAAUGAUAUUCCGUUAAAUAAAUUCAGUCAAUUAGCUCAUCUUGGUCGUGCUAUUGGAGCUCCAGAUUUGGUUUCUGAGAAUCAUCCAAUUACUUAUGAAAAUAAUACUUCAAUCAGAAUCAUAGUUGACGAAAGCACAGAUAUUUCUACAGAAUCUCAUCUUAUUAUCUAUGUUAAAUAUCUUAUUAAUGGUAUUAUUAAAAUACAAUUUUUAAGUCUAUUACAAAUUGAAAAUAGUGAUGCAAAAUUUAUUUAUAAUACUAUAAUUAAUCCAUUUGUUACUAGAAAUCUACAGCAUAAAAUCUUCGCAUUUACAUCAGAUGGCGCAAGUGUAAUAAGAGAAAAUGGCAUUGCUACACAAAUGAAACAAAUAAAUCCAUAUAUAUUUACUACACAUUAUAUUGUGCACAGAUUAGCAUUGGCCUGUGAAGCUGCUAAAAAACAG
This is a messenger RNA of Cetraspora pellucida, 681 nucleotides long. Lineage: Eukaryota; Fungi; Glomeromycota; Glomeromycetes; Diversisporales; Gigasporaceae. The record is from the annotation of a GenBank genome assembly.